CAAAAUGUCAGUUUUUUUUGUUUGCAUAGUUUACGCGGUAGUUCUCUAAAAACAAAAUAAACGCAUUAAAAUUGUAAUUAAUUAAUAAAAUUAAAUGUAAUAGUUUCACGAUAAUCGAGAUAUUGUUAUUUACAAGUUAAUUUUCAAUUCUCGUCAAAGGAAUAGAAAACUUCAAUAAGUGAAUUAAAGUGUUUAAUAUCGCAGAAAAAAAAAAAAAAAUUAUGGAGAGCAACGAUGACGAUGAUAAUAAAUUGUCAAAAAAUUAUGAAUUUUCAUUUGAAAUUGACAUUGACGAAAUGAAAAGUGACAAUAGCGUAUUGUCAUCGGAUUCAGAGACAAAUGGUUUGGAAAUUGAUGUAUCAGAAGUUGAUGAUAAUUAUGAAACGAAUAAUAUUAUACGUAAUAAAAGAACAAACACGAUUGUUGAUGCACUUGAUGGUUUGGACAAAAUGGAGGAGGAAAUUGAAAGGCAAUUAGAUGCAAAGGCGGCGAAAACAAAUUUAACAGCGACAAAUGUUAAAAAUAUAUUAAGACACGUUAUAACAAAUGAACAUGUUAGGGCAAUGGUUCGUCGAAGAUUGAAUAAAGCCACCGAUGAUGAUUGCAUUAUUUUCGAGCCAAAAUUGACGCGAUCAAAAGCAAAAGAAUUGGGUGCAUUGGGUCAGCCAAAUAUUCCUUGGCCAACAACACCAGUGAAAACAGCUUCAGCUGAAGUUCAAGUUUUAAUUGAGGAAGAACUUCCCGAGGAUUCAUCGGACGAGGAAUAUGAUCCAGAUCAAGAUCAACAAAGUGACGACGAUAAGGAAGUGGACGAUGAUAAAGAAGCUGAUAAUUCAAUUGGAAGUGAUGUUGAUUCACAGCCAUCAACGCCAGCAAAUUCACAUAAUGAUUCUUUAUCGCAGGAGGCAAAAAAUGAUAUUCAAUAUGAUUCGGAGGGAGUUUUUAAAAUUCCCGAAAUUCCUCAUACUCUAACGGAAGAGGAAAGUAUUGGACAAAGAACACGAUCGAAAUUAUGUCUCAGUGAAACGCCAUUGGAACAUAUUGAACAAGCAUUUAUUCCACCGGAUAUUACAACUGAUAUGUAUGACUAUGAUUGUGAUUUAGAUGAAGAAUGGAGGGAUUUUCUUAAUGAAUUCACUCAGCCUUUGCCUCAAGAAUUAAAUGUUGAUGAUGAUCCUGAAGCCGAUCCGGAAUAUAAUAUUUUAGAGGAAGACGAAACGGAAUUAUUGGAUAAAGAGGAAUUUCGAAUGGAUAGAGCGGUAAAAGUUUCACGAAAGGAAGUGAAUAAUUUAAUGGACGAAUUAUUGGAAUAUGCGAAUGAAUACGCGCAUACACAUUCAACAGAUAAGGAAAUUGUUACAAUUCAAGAAACACCGAGAAAGAGAAAAUCUUCUGAUUUUAUAAAUCCACCGAUACAAAAUAAUCCAAUGAAUUCGCCGAUUGAAUUAAUAUCAGUUUUAUCAAAAGCUGAUUUACCACAAUUUGUUAACAAUGAACAACGUCAUUUACUUAAUAUUCAAUUAAGACAACACGUUCAACUUAUGUCACAACAAUUUUUGAUGUCCUACAAACAUCCGGAAUAUCAUAAUUUGUCAAAAAGUUGUAAAUCAAAUAUUGAAAGUUUAAGAUAUUUAAGUUCCGGUCCAGAAUCAGCGUUUAAUGUUGAUAAUUUACCGUAUGCAUUGCAAUUAAUAAGCGAUUUUGAGGAAAAAUUUAAAGAUGAAAAAUUUUACGAGGAAUUUAGUAAUUUUCUUGCUGAAGAUAUGAAAAAAGGAGCAAUGAAAACACAUCGUAUUCAUUCGCAUAAAUUUCAUCCAUCUAUGGAGAAAUUAAUAAUGGAAAGUAAAGCGUUACCAUAUCCAAAUCUUUUGCCCCAUAUGUAUACGAGAGCCGAUGUUAAUAAUCGAAAAUGUCGUGUUUUCUUCAAAUCAGAGGAGAAUUUGAUUGCUUUGGGUUUGGAACAAUUUAAACCAUUUCUUUUGAGUAAAGGAAAAAAAAUUCACAAAUUUAAGACAUAUUUAAUGAAGGAUGUUAUUCGUUUGACACGAAUUUAUCUACUUCCAGUUCGUGACAGUAGUUCGAUUUAUAGUCUUAUUAAAAAAUACGAAAAUCCUCAUACUGAUGGUCCAAUUAGGUAUUAUCUUUCAACUGGCAAAGCACCGGCGACAAUUCACGUGAUUACUUUGGAUACAGUGUUGAAACCACCACAGGAACAAUCAAUUGAAUUAUUACCUCAAAUAUGGCGAAAAUUUGCCCACAAUGCUAAUCAACCACCAAAGGAAUUAGAGAAGCAACCAAAGGAAAUUGAUAAUCUCAUUAAUAGUGAACUAAUGGAAUUUAUUGAAAUAAAUCCUGGAAAGCAUCUUUGUAAUCCAAUUGUGAAUAUGAUGCCAUCGGUAAAUUUGUCAAAGCGGAAAACUACGAGAAAAAGAGGAGGAAGUGGCGGCACUGGAAAUAAAUCAAUUGUACACAUUGAAAUACCAUCAUCGAAUUCUCAGGAAGAAAUGAUUGUUCCUGAAAUAAUGGACGUCGAUACAAGUAUGGAAAUUGAAUUUUUAGAUAAUGACAAUCAACAAUCGAAGAAAAUAAGUCCACGUUCAACGAAAAUUCAACGUAAUUGUCAAUUAAAUAUUACAUCGCCUACAAUUCAAGUUUUUUCCAAUGAAUGCGCUGAAGAAAUGAUAGUACCAGAAAUAAUGGAUGUUGAUACAAAUGUUGAAAUGGAAAUUUCAAUGGAUCAGAGUGAAAAUCAAAAACAAAAAUUACCACAAUUAAGACAAACAACGCCACGUUUGGCAAAAAUGCGUAGCGCACAAAAUAUUAAAUCAAUGACACAAUCAAUGAUUGCAGGUAAGGAAAUUUCUUCAACGAGUGGAAUUACUAAUAAAACAAAAGGUGGUAAAGUUUUGUUAGCUGCUGAAUCGUCAAAAAAUUCCGAAUUCUCAUCAACAUCGUCUGUUAAAGGAGACAAUGAAGAUGAAAUUGCGGAAUUAAUGAGAGCGAGUACAACAAUAAAAAAGAAUGCAGUUGUUAAUCGAAAAAAAGCAAAACAAGCGCGCGAAUUAGAAAAUAUAAAACGUAUGAUUGAUUCGGAAAAUGAAUUAAAUACCGAGGAAAGAGCAACGAUUUUAUGCUUUAUUCAAGAAUUUGCCGAAUCAUAUUUACAAAAAUUACAUACAACACUUGAAUCAUCGGAUCCCGAGACAUUUAAGGCGAUUAUUAAAUUAUUUCUCGAAUAUAGCGAGAAACUUGAUAAUAUUUUACAAACGGAAAAUGAAAAUGAAUUAAAAACCGAUGAGGGCAAAAAUGAGAGAAAAUCAAAAUUAAAUGAUUUACCGGGAACAAAAGAUAUGGUGGCUGUUAAUUUUUAUCGUGAGGUUUGUGAGAAAUUAAAAAAUUAUCCCGAUAUGUCAACGGAUUUUUUAUUAUUUCUCAAUUCAUAUCAAGCUGGUAUUGUUAAUAAAUCAUUGGAAUGGAUGAUGUUACAAAGAAUGCAAGAAUUUGUUCAAGUUGCACAAAUUUAUUUUGCCAAACAACCAUCGCGUUUAACAAAAGUAAUGCAAUCAAUUUCACAACUUGCAUCGGCGCCUUAUACAUCAUUGAAAAAUGUUCACGAUGCAAUUAGUCCAAUUCUUAAGGGAAGUCCAAUUGUUAUGGAUUUAUUUCUACAAGUUUUUCCCCAAGGAAAACCGCCAGAGAGUUUAUUUGCGCCGCAAUUUUUUGAAAAUAUCACCUGUCCAGUUGGUCCACAUGACAAAAGUAAAAUUUCGACUCUUGAUCUUCCGGAUUUAUAUGAAAAUAUUGAAUUACCUGUAUCGACAACACAGGAAGAUCCUUACGGUGGGGAAAAUUGUAAAUGUAAUUGUCACAAUUCCUCGGAUUCAAAGCUCAAAAGUGGAAAUGAACAUUGCGCUUCCUGUGGGACAAGGUUUCUCAAUGGUAGAAUUUAUCUUCAAACAUCUGAAGGUUUACGACCGGCAAAAAUAACAUUUCCCGGUGAAAAUAAUGAAAAAUUGGAGAAUAUUGCACGUGUCUCAUUGAAACAAGCGGAAAAAUUUAUUCACGCCCCACCAACACAACAGAAACGAAGGAGAAAAUCAUCGAAAAAUGAUUCAAUUAACGAUGAAACAAGUAACAGUGGAAAAACAAUGUCAACAAUUGGUGCAUUUAAAAUAUCACCAAUUAAAGAAGCAACAAUGACAAUGACAACAACAACAACAACAGCAACAACAACAAUAACAAUGACGCCAUCAUCAACGUCAAUGAUGAUGAUGACGACGGUGAUGUCGACAACAACAACAACAACAUCAUCAUCAUCAUUAUUAUCAUCAUCAACAACAAUGAUUCACGAUGAAAAUUUGGAAAAAUUAAUAGCAAAACCAAAACGUGGUCCAAGAUCACCGCCAAAAAAUGCUCAACAACCAUCAACAAGUGGUGUUAAUAGUAAUAAGAGAACAAUUUUAAUUUGUAAAAAGAAACGUGAUUUAAGAGGUGAUUUUAAACGUGAUAUAAAACAAGAGAAAAAUUCACAAAAUAGUUCCAAUGAAUCAUUGUCGAAUCAAAUUCAACAAUCGGAAGAAUUUAUGGAACAUUCAAAUGUGAAAAUUGACAGUUUUAUUGAUGAUGACGAUAGAAAUUGUGGUGUGGAAAAAAUUGCCAUGAAAUCAAUAAAAUUAUCAGAAUCAAGUGAUUCUGAUGGUAGUGUUUCUGAAUUAAUUGAUGAACCAUUGGAAAUUAGACCAUGGUCCAGACAAGAGGAUGCAAUUCUUUUGCAAAGUAUUAAAAAAGAAUAUUCAGAGAAGAGUUUUGUCACUAUAAGUCAAACAUUGGAAAAUCGUACAAUUCAACAGGUAAAAGAUCGUUGUCAAAUGUUAUUGACGCUUUUGGGAAAAAUUUCUUAAAACUACACACAAAAAAGGAAUUUAUGAUUUUUAUCAAUUAUUUGAAGUGUUAUAAAUACUUGUAAAUACUUUCGGCAAUCUGUGAUAAAAAAAAAAACAAGUUGUAAAUUUGUUCAUUACAUGAACAUUUUGCUUCCUCUUUACGAUCAGCAAAAAAAAAUUGCUUCCUCGUGAAGAAAGCAUAAACAUUGAAAUAAAUAUACAAAAAGUAAUAUAAUAAUAUAAA
Molecule: messenger RNA, 5127 nt
Organism: Leptopilina boulardi
Lineage: Eukaryota; Metazoa; Arthropoda; Insecta; Hymenoptera; Figitidae
Gene: mute
Exons: 17
Coding region: 222-4901 (1559 amino acids)
Biological process (GO): regulation of DNA-templated transcription
Cellular component (GO): nucleus
Molecular function (GO): transcription coregulator activity
Source: RefSeq, a predicted model, not a curated record